ACCCAUGCAAGGAACAAAAAAAAAAACUUUUGUUUCUUCUCCCUUCUUUCUCUUCUCUUAUUUCAUCGAACAAUAUGAAUAGCUUAGCCUUAAACUCUUCGAACUCCGAUAUGUCUUGGACAGAAACGACGACGUUUAGCAACAAAUAUGUUCUCACGACGCUCCAAGCCGUUGUCGUGAUAGUUCUGAUGAUGCUAUUCAAGAGACUGAUGAUGAAAUCUCCAAAGGAUGGAUCGAAGAAACUGCCGCUGCCACCGGGAUUCGCCGGAUGGCCGGUCGUCGGUAUGGUUCCGGCGAUGCUAAACAACCGUCCGGUUUUCCGGUGGCUUCACAGCCUCAUGAAGCGGCUCAACACAGAGAUCGCAUGCGUUCGGCUCGGCAACACUCACGUGAUCCCCGUCACGUGCCCUCAGAUCGCUCGCGAGAUGUUCAAGCAACAGGACGCUAUCUUCGCGUCGAGACCCCUCUCUUACGCUCAGAAGGUUCUCUCUAACGGCUACAAGACUUGCGUCAUUACACCGUUCGGGGAACAGUUCAAGAAAAUGAGGAGAGUGGUUAUGACGGAAAUCGUUUGUCCCGCGAGACACAGGUGGCUUCACGACAAGAGAGCCGAGGAAACCGACCACUUGACGGCUUGGCUCUACAACAUGGUCAAGAGCUCGAGCACUGUCGAUUUCCGCGAUGUGAGCAGGCACUACUGUGGUAACGUUAUCAAGAAGCUUUUCUUCGGGACGAGGACAUUCGGGUCGGGGAAAACGGCGGCGGACGGUGGACCAACGGCCGAGGACAUCGAGCACAUGGAGGCCAUGUUUGAUGGGCUUGGUUUUACGUUCGCGUUCUGCAUAUCGGAUUUCCUUCCGUGGCUCACCGGCCUCGAUCUGAACGGUCACGAGAAGAUCAUGAGAAGGGCGAGUGCUGUUAUGGACAAAUACCAUGACCCUAUCGUGGAUGAGAGGAUUAAGAUGUGGAGAGAAGGGAAGAGAACUCAAGUUGAAGACUUUCUUGACGUUUUCAUCUCCUUGAAGAAUGAAGAUGGGAACCCUUUGUUGACUCCCGACGAAAUCAAACCCACACUCAAGGAACUGGUGAUGGCGGCGCCGGAUAACCCGUCGAACGCCGUGGAAUGGACGAUGGCAGAGAUGGUGAACAACCCGGAGAUCCUCCGAAAGGCCAUGGAAGAGAUCGACAGGGUCGUCGGAAAGGACAGGCUCGUGCAAGAAUCCGACAUCCCUAAACUCAACUACGUCAAAGCCUGUCUCCGUGAAGCAUUCCGUCUCCACCCGGUUGCGGCCUUCAACCUCCCACACGUCGCGCUCUGCGACACGACCGUCGCUGGCUACCACAUCCCCAAGGGAAGCCAGGUGCUGCUCAGCCGGUACGGCCUCGGACGCAACCCCAAAGUUUGGUCCGACCCACUUAGCUUCAAGCCCGAGAGACACCUCAACGAGUGCUCCGAGGUCACGUUGAUCGAGAACGACCUCAGGUUCAUCUCCUUCAGCACCGGUCGAAGAGGCUGCGCUGCUCCGGCUCUAGGCACGGCCAUUACCACCAUGAUGCUGGCGAGGAUUCUUCAGGGGUUCACGUGGAAGUUGCCGGAGGGGGAGAGACGGGUCGAGCUCGUGGAGUCGAGCCAUGACUUGUUCUUGGCUAAGCCUUUGGUCAUGGUUGGUGAGCCGAGGUUGGCCGACCAUCUUUACCCGACGGUGAACUGAGUCGGCGAGGAUGUGUAUAUACCAAUAAUUUUAUUUUGUGUUAAUGUUAUUAUGACCCAAGGUUUUGGUCCUCUUAUGGGACAAAAUCAUGUUAUGUUUGGAGAUACUUGGUUUGUGUCUCCUUAUAUAUAUAUUUUUUGUUUUAAUAAAUUUUGGUCUUUCUCCA
This is a messenger RNA of Tarenaya hassleriana, 1878 nucleotides long. Its product is annotated as tryptophan N-monooxygenase 1. The record is from RefSeq and is a predicted model, not a curated record. Bases 75 to 1712 code for a protein of 545 amino acids. Lineage: Eukaryota; Viridiplantae; Streptophyta; Magnoliopsida; Brassicales; Cleomaceae. The transcript is spliced from 3 exons. Gene Ontology annotation, molecular function: oxidoreductase activity, acting on paired donors, with incorporation or reduction of molecular oxygen; heme binding; iron ion binding.